This is a messenger RNA of Cephus cinctus (wheat stem sawfly), 6700 nucleotides long. RefSeq lists its product as uncharacterized. The coding region runs from base 1659 to 5732 and encodes 1357 amino acids. The transcript has 6 exons. NCBI's taxonomy places the organism in Eukaryota, Metazoa, Arthropoda, Insecta, Hymenoptera, Cephidae. Gene Ontology annotation, molecular function: flavin adenine dinucleotide binding; oxidoreductase activity, acting on CH-OH group of donors. The record is from RefSeq and is a predicted model, not a curated record.
ACGAGGAGAAGAAACCGUGGCAAAGAGUCUGGACACUACUGGGCCGACAGCACAGACAGCACAGAGAGCGCAGGCAGCGCUGCUAUCCGUGCGCUAUCGUCUCUUGGAGCGCAGGACGGUACCGCAUCGCACUUGUAACUGACAGUUGGCGUCCCAUAAUACUUUAUGCGGUUAAAAUUCCAUCAUAAGUCUCGUCAUUAUAAAUCAGCUCGAUUGUCGCGACAAGUAGAGGCUUUUUACUAUCCGAGCAGAAGCUGCUGAAUCGAAGAUAAAUUUCUGUGCGGUUUUACGAGCAUGAUUUGCCGAAGCCGAAGGCGUCUUCGGUGCGAUUGAAUUUCCCAUAGAAAAGUGAAGUGUAAGUGGAGUGUCAAGAAAUUGCGGAAUUAAAGUUUCGUUAUCUUUUCCGAGACGCGUACGCGUAGUUUAGUGAUUUUUGAAAAACUUCUUCCAGUUCAGUCAACUUUUUGACUCGGUGCGUGUCGAACACGUGUUUGCGAUGGGACUGUGAAAAAAAAUUGUUUAACUAGUUUAUCGCCCUUUUUUUCGUAAUGUGACAACUUGCUACCGAAUCAGAGUCUAGAGUGCACCUGCGUACGGGCACUUUACACCAGAGGCAAAAUACAAGAGGAGUUUAAAUGAAAAUUGACAAGACUUUGGGGCAGUUUGGCGAUCGCCAAUUAUUUGCGCUCGCUCACAUCGUGCGUGAGCCAAUUCAAGGUGGUUACGUAAAGUGCGGCAUGCCGUCUCAUUAAAUUGGCCGAACCUUGGGAGAGACUUUCAUUUUCAUUAUCACCAAGUUACGUAAGCCCCGCUGUGGCUCCUCGAAAGGCAGGUACACUGUGCGCGCGAACGAACGCUAAUAGCGAAAAUCAAAUUGCGCACGUGGCAAACGUAUUUAAACGAUAGACGCAACUAUUGUUACGUGAACGAGAGAGUCGACUGAUCGGACGGAUAACACGUGGCUCGAAGUGAAUAUAACGAAAUUUCUAUUCAAACGCGCCAGAUUGAGAUCCUCGUGAACGAGAGGAAAGUCAGGUCGUGAAUCGCAGCAAGUGAAAAACUGAGAAACUCUCGGAAAGACUUUGUGGCAGAAUUAUGUAUAAUUUGUAGUCGGCAUUAGCCGACUAAUUGCGUCGAAUCUUAAUUAAGGUUUGUGUAAUGAAUUUUUUUCCCCCCUAUAAACAGGCAAGAGCGAUGAGCUGCCGUCAUUGCCAGCCGAUGCGAGCGUAGAGGAAGUUCCGGUAGAGGAAGGAAGUUCCGGCUUGUCAGGAACGAUAACAAGAGGAACAGGAUAUCCGAGGAGGUCUGUACUGUUGUCCCGACAUGCACUGGGAGAAUCAAGAUUAGCAGAUCGGCUCGAGUCAGGAAACGGACAGCUACUCAAGUGCGAAUCCUGUCUGCUGAUUAUCGCUAUGAUAUCCUUUCCGCCCUGUGGAAGAAGACUCGAAAAAAUGCGGACGAGACCACCAGAUAUCUGUUCGUGACGUCACUUUCUGGGACUCUUCUGACAGAACAGCAGGAAGCCAACGCGACAGCCCGAAUAGAUUAAAAAUAGUUUGAUAAGACUAGCGGGCGAAAAAUAAAAAAAAUUAUUAAUGAUUAAUUAAUAAGUUAAGAAAGUUAAUAUUCUAGUGAAAAGUGUGCGAUAACAGUGAGAAAUGGUGUUCGGUGCGAUAGUAGUGACGUCAGCAUUGAAGGGAGCCAUUGGCCUCGUAGGUAGCAGCCUUUGGCUGAUACCCCUUCUUAUCGCUGGUUUGUCAUAUUAUAGAUACGAUCAAUUGGAUCCGGAAAGUCGACCGAUCGAUCGAUAUCCAGUCGAUCCGAUUUACGACUUUGUGGUGAUCGGCGGCGGAUCGGCCGGUGCAGUAGUAGCCAGCAGACUCUCCGAGAUAGCAAGCUGGCAGGUACUGCUCCUGGAAGCUGGUCCGGACGAGAACGAGAUCACAGACGUCCCGUCGCUGGCUGCUUACUUGCAGCUGACCAAGCUGGACUGGAAGUACAAAACUGAGCCGACCGGAAAGGCUUGUCUGGCCAUGAACGGCGGAAGGUGCAACUGGCCCCGAGGGAAGGUCCUGGGAGGCUCGAGCGUCCUGAACUACAUGCUCUACGUCAGAGGCAACAGGCGGGACUACGAUCACUGGGAGGCCCUCGGGAAUCCAGGCUGGGGCUACGAGGAGGCCCUUCGCUACUUCAAGAAGUCCGAGGACAACAGGAAUCCCUACCUCAAGGACAGUCCCUAUCACGGUACUGGUGGAUACCUGACGGUCCAGGAGGCGCCCUGGAAGACGCCGCUGGUCGUCGCCUUCGUGGAGGCUGGCACUGAGAUCGGUUACGAGAACAGGGACAUAAACGGGGAGUACCAAACGGGAUUCAUGAUAGCUCAGGGUACCAUACGCAGAGGGAGCCGAUGCUCGACGGCGAAGGCCUUCCUGCGACCGGUGCGCCUCAGGAGGAAUCUUCACACGGCAAUGAACUGCCACGUCACCAGGAUCAUCGUCGACCCGAGGACGAUGAAGGCCGUCGCCGUUGAAUUUCAUCGGGACGGACGGAAGCAGAUCGUCAGAGCGCGCAAGGAGGUGAUCCUCUCGGCUGGCGCCGUCAACAGUCCCCAGAUUCUGAUGCUGUCGGGCAUCGGCCCGAAGGAACAUCUUCGUCAGCUUGGUAUCCCCGUGCUGAAGGACCUGCGCGUGGGCGACAAUCUUCAGGAUCACGUUGGCAUCGGCGGAAUAACCUUCCUCAUUGACAAACCUGUCGCCAUCGUUCAGAACAGGUUCCACCCGGCACCGGUUACCAUGCACUACGUGGCCAACGGCAGGGGCCCGAUGACCACCCUGGGAGGCGUCGAAGGAUACGCCUUUGUAAAUACUAAAUUCGCGAACGCAUCUGGGACCUAUCCCGACGUGCAGUUCCACAUGGCCCCGGCCUCGAUAAAUUCCGACGGCGGUCUUCAGGUGCGCAAAGUUCUGGGCAUCACGGACGAAGUUUACGACGCCGUUUACAGGCCCAUCGCCAACAAGGAUGCCUGGACCAUCAUACCUCUGCUGCUAAGACCCAGGUCCAGGGGCACCAUCAGACUGAGGAGCGCCGACCCGUUCCAGAGUCCCAUAAUCGACGCGAAUUACUUUGCCGAACCCUUCGACGUCGCGACGCUCCUCGAGGGUGCCAAAAUCGCCAUGAAGGUCAGCGAGGGUCAGGCGUUCAAGCAGUUUGGCACGCGAAUUCAUCGAGCCAAGAUUCCUGGAUGCAGACAUUUCAAAUUCGCCUCCGACGCCUACUGGGAGUGUCACAUUCGUCAUAUAUCCAUGACGAUUUAUCAUCCUGUCGGAACUGCCAAAAUGGGACCACCUACCGAUCCAAGUGCAGUAGUCGAUCACAAGCUCAGGGUCUACGGGGUCCGCGGCUUGAGAGUGAUCGACGCGUCCGUCAUGCCCACCAUUUCCAGUGGAAAUACGAACGCUCCUGUUAUCAUGAUUGCUGAGAAAGGUGCUGACCUGAUUAAGACCGAUUGGCUGUCGACCAAUAUUCAACCAAUCUGGCCAAAAGUACAAAAGCACAAGCUCCGAAAGGUCCCGGCUACGAAGCUCUGGCGGUGCGCAGCUAAGGAGAAAAGAAUCGUCUGGACCAGAGCACGCAUCCUGGCGAUCCACAUAAGCAGAAGAUUUGCUGAGCGUGAUCGAGAUUCGGAGGUCAUCAGAGUAAAGAAGAAAAAUAACGUCCCAAAAGAAAUAUCCAAUAUAUCGAAUAGAGCUCCGGCAGAAGGUUUAACGUCAGCCCAGCUGGUGACCAGGGUGUCCACGAGGGUUCCACAUCGACUAGACACGAUGCGUAGCCGAGGAUUCAGUUCCAGGAUCCUCUACCUGGUGGCGUUCGCGUUCCUGGGCUCCCUCGCUGAUAGGAACGAGGAGAAGGAGCUGAAGAAACUGAUGAAUCUGCCCGAUCAUAUAAGCAAAAAGAUCUUGGACGGUUCUGCCAAAGAUGAAAUACCGGACAAGACGCCAGGCUCGUCCGCGGAAUACGACUUCGUCGUGAUCGGCGCCGGAGUCGGCGGAGCCACCGUAGCCGCUAGACUCUCGGAGAUCCCGGAAGUUAGCGUCCUCCUGCUCGAGGCUGGAGGAGAAGAGAACGCCCUGAUGGACAUCCCUCUAUCGGCCCACUACCUGCAGUUCCCGAGCUUCCUCAACUGGAAGUACGAGACCGAGCCUUCGGACACGUAUUGCCUGGGGAUGAAGGGUCGAAAAUGCAAAUUGCCCAGGGGAAAGGUCAUAGGCGGAAGUAGCGUCCUCAAUUACAUGAUAGCGACGAGGGGCAACUCCAAGGAUUACGACCGCUGGGCUGACCUGGGCAACGACGGCUGGUCCUACGACGACGUUUUGCCUUACUUCAAGAAGCUGGAAGGCUUGGACAUCCCAGAACUUAACGAGGAUACGAAAUUUCACAAUAGAAAUGGACCCGUCAGCAUCGUUCAUCCUCCUUAUCGCACGCGUAUUUCCGAGAGUUUCCUGGAAGCUGGCGUCAAGAUGGGAUACGAAAUUCUAGACUACAACGGGAGGAACCAGACCGGAUUCUCCUUCGAACAGACCACCACGAAGAACGGCCAACGGAUGAGCAGUAACAGAGCCUACGUGCGUCCGGCCAGGCACCGGGACAACCUGGUCGUGUCUAAGCACAGCUUGGUCAGUGAAAUUUUAAUAGACAAACUCACCAAGAGAGCCUAUGGCGUAAAGUUCCGGAAGACACUGAAAGAGAUGACGGUUCUGGCGAGGAAGGAAGUGAUCUUGUGCGCAGGCGCAAUAGGAUCGCCGCAGCUGCUGAUGCUAUCGGGGGUCGGUCCUCGGGAUCAUCUCAAGGAAAUGGCAAUAGAGCCGAUCCAGGACGCUCCGGUUGGUGACAAUUUUCAGGAUCACCUGUUCUACGGCGGUCUGGUAUUUCUGAUCGAUGAACCGAUAUCGAUCUUAAGAAGAGAUGUUCUCAAUCCAUUCAUGGGAUACUUGUUAAAGUACGUGAUUGCGAAAACUGGUCCGUUGACUGUACCGGGGGGAACGGAGGCUCUGGCCUUCAUCGACGUCAGUGGCACACCGGAAACGAAGGAUUACCCUGACCUGGAGCUACUGCUGUUCAGCAGUUCUCUUCUCGGCGAUUCAACGAUCCAACUUGCACUCGGCAUCAGUGACGAACUCUGGAAAGAGACAUUUGCCAAGUACGAAGGACACCAUUCCUGGAUGGUCGCGCCGAUAAUCCUCAGACCCAAGAGUCGAGGUCUUAUACGUCUCAGGGACAAGAGCAUCUCCAGCAAGCCCAAGAUCGUAGCUAACUACAUGGAUGACCCUGAUGACGUCAGGGUCCUCAUAGCUGGGAUCAGAGCCAGCAUUGCUCUCAGCCAAACGGACCCAAUGCGUGAGCUUGGCUCGCGACUGAUUGACGUUGUGCUUCCACCCUGCAAGCACCAUCCAUUUAGCUCCGAUGCCUAUUGGGAAUGUGCGUUGCGCACUUUGACCUUGAACCUCUAUCAUUACUCCGGCACCUGCAAAAUGGGACCACGGAACGAUUCGACGGCCGUUGUCGAUCCUAGACUAAAGGUGAUCGGUAUCGAAGGACUUCGAGUGGCAGACGCAUCUAUAAUGCCCGAAAUUCCAUCGGGUCACACAAGUGUGCCAACUUACAUGGUAGCCGAAAAGUUGGCAGACAUGGUCAAGCAGGACUGGGGUUAUCCCACGGAUCCACUUCCAUCAUAAAUAAUGAACGAGAUCGAGAGGGAAGUUUCCAAAGAUCUUGGCUACCGGAAAUAAAUGGGCCUCAGACAAAAAUUCCUAUCUCUAAUUAACCAUUCUGAACCAUCAAACAGUCUUUAUAAUUUAUAAUUGUCUAGUCGCAAAAUACAAUAAACAAAAUAAAGCAAGGAGAUUCGCACAAGGGUGCAGCCGCAGCUGCUUCCGUGUCUGACGAUUACGUUGCGUCGGAUUGGAUCCCAUGAAUGUCACGAGUAAAUGUCAUCCAAUUAAUCCGUAGCUAUCGAUUGUCACUUGUCGCCCUGAUUUAGCCACUUUACUUUAUCAUUCGUUCGCCCCAUUUUCGUGCGAAUGCCAAUUUACCCGUAACGUUAAACACCUGUACAAACACUCUGUAUGAAGUUACAAGGUCGGUGGCUGGAAUCGAAUAGAAAUUCCAAAAAAUUGUUCGAUAUCGAUCGGCGAUUGACGUCGACUGUUUAGCGACAUUUUUGAAGGAAAAAAAAUCACAAUGAUCUAUUUCUAUUCCCCAGCAUCGUGACGCAACAGACUUUUCGUACAGUCGGAUCAAGUUAACCGUUGCACAUGGUGCACCAAGAGGUGUUAGUUAUACUGAAUUAAAAAGUGGGUAAUUGUAGUUGCACUCGAACAAUGGCAAGUAGGGAGAAAAUAAAGACGCAUUUAAAUUAUAGGCUGCAUCGCUGGUACGUUCAGGAUAUCUAUUGUCAGUGGACUUUGAAUAUUAUUAAUCUGUAAUUCAUUUGUAUUCCUAGGGCAAAUCCAUUACGUGUAACGCUUUCAAGAUUACCUCUGAUUUCCUAACGUGCGAAUGAUUCGUUUUCGAAGACGCAGAUGGAAAGAGUUAUUGUGGAUAGAGAGAAGAGAGACGUGACUGGUCGAAGUAGCAAUGGGAAGAAUAAAAUUAUGCGAGAAACAGGCAAAUUAAGGACAAUAAAGGUGAAACCGGCAGAAAA